UGAGGCAGUGGUCAGGCUUCCAGCUCUUGUCCCAGCCUUGCACGUGGUGCACUGAGGAGGGGUCAUUGGGCCCAGGCAGAGCAGGCCACCUGCUUCACCACACAGGUAUCGAUGUUCAUGACCACCCGCUACAACUCUGUGUUCUGCUUUCUUUUAAAGGCAGGAGGAAAGGCAGGAGCCAGUCCGUGCAGACACACUCGGCACUAAGCCAAAGGCCGCCCAUGCUGAGCUCAUCUGGCCCCAUCUUAGAGAGCCGCCAAACAUUCCUGCAGACGUCCACCUCAGUGCACGAGCUGGCCCAGAGGCUCUCAGAAAGCCGGCUCUCCUUGCACACCUCGGCCACGUCCCUGCACUCUCAGCCCCCGCCUGUCACCACCACAGGCCACCUGGGUGUCCUGCGAGCAGGCCGAGGCACUCAUCAGGUCCAGCCUGGGCUCUUCCACCAGCUCCACCCUGAGCUUCCUCUUCAGCAAGAGGAGCUUUCCCAGCGCGCUCGUCAUUUCCGGACUCUCUGCUGCGGAGGGGGCAAUACCAGUGACACCCAGUCAUCCAGCAGCGUCAACAUCAUGAUGGGCCCCUCGGCCAGGGCUGCCAGCCAGGCCACUUGGCGCGGCUCCGAGCCAUGGGAGCCCACCGACGCCACCAGCAGGGGCAGCUUCGUGACCGACGUCUGGCGGAGGCUGUGGCAGAGACUCUCGGGGUUGUCUGCAGGAGAGCAAACCAGGAGGACAUGGGCCUGGACGACACGGCCUCGCAGCAGG
Molecule: messenger RNA, 761 nt
Organism: Rhinopithecus roxellana (golden snub-nosed monkey)
Lineage: Eukaryota; Metazoa; Chordata; Mammalia; Primates; Cercopithecidae
Product: pecanex-like protein 2
Exons: 2
Source: RefSeq, a predicted model, not a curated record